AUGGAGAGCACUACACCGCGGUUAUUGAGAUCUGAGAGUAUAAAGACGACGGAUGAACAGACCAACGCUAUGGAAGAAAGAGUGCCCGCAAUGGGACUCGAUCAAGUGGGCAAAAUACCAUUGAUGUCGAAAAUUGUCCAGAAUAUUAAACUCCAACUGGGAAAGCAGUCUCCAGCCGACGCGUUUAAGAUCCUCCAGCUCGACCAAACGGGGAUAAACUUGUUUAAAAGUCCUCGUUUUAUCAAGUGGAUUGAGUUCGUAAAGAAUACCAACAAGAACAACCCGGAGCUUGCAAUAUUCACAACACUGGCAAGCCGCUACAGCGACGACGCAAUGGCAAAAAUGUUUGCUGCAGCUAAAGAAAUCGACGAAACCAAGGCUGUUGCCACCAAAUUGGAGGAGAUACAGCUUACCAAAUGGAUUAGCACUAACAAGUCUCCCAGGGACGUUUUCAACAUUUUGGAGCUCGAACGGAUGGGAUCACAAGGUCUUGCAAGCCCACAGUUUUCCAGGUGGACUGACUUCAUCACUAAAGCUAACCCGACGGACUCGGAAGCUGUUAUUUACACCAGGUUGAGAGUACAUUACAAUGACGAAGCUCUGGCCAAGAUGUUUGCUGCAGCUAAAGAAAUCGACAGCGCCAAUGCUCUCGUUUCUAAGUUGGAGGGAAUUCAGCUGGCGAAAUGGGAGAGCGCACGUAGUUCUGGAGAUUACGUGUUCAAGGUCUUAAACCUCGAUAAGACCGAUAUCCAACUAUUCAAGAGCCCCAUUUUGAACACCUGGGCUGCGUAUAUCGCCAGAAUCCACCCCGACAAUCCAAGUGAGGUUAUCUUUGCAAAGCUGGCUACACUUUUUAAAGACGUUUCAGCACGUUCGGAGAUGAUUCAAGCUGCGACCAUGGCUCCGAGCACGAAGAAACUGGCUAGCGAUGUUCGACUCGUGCAGUUUCGGCAUUGGUUGGAUGAGGGGUUAACUCCAAAGCAGCUAAACGCUAUGUUGGGUGUUUCCAACACGGACAACUUGACCAAGAAACUUUCGAAUUCUUACAGAAAAUUCUAUUGGCGGGCCAAGAAAGUACUGGAGUAG
This is a messenger RNA of Phytophthora nicotianae INRA-310, 1086 nucleotides long. RefSeq lists its product as hypothetical. The record is from RefSeq and is a predicted model, not a curated record. The coding region runs from base 1 to 1086 and encodes 361 amino acids. NCBI's taxonomy places the organism in Eukaryota, Oomycota, Peronosporomycetes, Peronosporales, Peronosporaceae. The transcript has a single exon.